Halteromyces radiatus is the source of this 714-nucleotide messenger RNA. Its product is annotated as acyl-CoA N-acyltransferase. The transcript has 3 exons. The record is from RefSeq and is a predicted model, not a curated record. NCBI's taxonomy places the organism in Eukaryota, Fungi, Mucoromycota, Mucoromycetes, Mucorales, Cunninghamellaceae. Bases 6 to 656 code for a protein of 216 amino acids. Gene Ontology annotation, molecular function: N-acetyltransferase activity.
AUAAAAUGGUUGAAUCUAUCAUUAAGACUUAUGCUAUGAUACGCAGUGAAAUCACUGAAUGGUCGUUAUUCGUUUCAAAGAAUGAAUGGGCUGCAAAAGAAUUAGAAAAACAACAAUCAUCCAAAGCAGAUAUCCUCCCCGAACAUUGUGUAGCUAUUUAUUAUGUUGUGAAUUUAGAUGAAAAGAUCAUUGUUGAUAAGUUAUAUAUUACCACUUGGGAUGUCAAAUACAAAGAAGCUUUCAAAGAUCUGAAUUUGAAAUGGGUAUCUAGUCUUUUCAAAGUAGAACCAUCUGAUAUAUAUCAAUUAGAACAACCUGAAGAAAGUAUUCUAGCACAUGGAGGAGAAAUCAUCUUUUUAUUAGGACGAGAUCAUAAAGUGGCAGGCACAGUGGCGAUGGUCAUUCAUGAAGGAGAAUGUGAAUUGGCCAAGAUGACGGUGGCUGAUCAUCAUCAAGGGAAAGGAUAUGCUCAUCCUUUGAUGAACGAGGGCAUUUCAUGGGCACGAAAUAAAGGCCACGCUAGUAUCAAACUCUAUUCAAAUGUCUCCUUGGUCAAAGCUAUCAAACUCUAUGAAAAACAUGGCUUUGUCACUAUUCAUCUAGGAAAACAUCCUAGUUACGAACGUUGUAGUAUCAUUAUGGAACGCAAGUUUUAGAUAAACAUUUUUUUUCCCCUUCGAUUCAAAUAGACUGCUCCGUUAUAUAUAUAUCAAC